AUGGCUGCUUGGAAUUCAGUUCCACUCCAUGUCUCCUAUGAAGUUUUUGGUUGGUUUGCUUUUGCUUCUUGGUCCAUCAGUUUCUACCCUCAAGUCAUCUUGAAUUUCCGCAGAAAAAGUGUGGUGGGACUCAACUUUGAUUUCGUGUUGCUGAAUUUGACGAAACACUCCUCCUAUCUCAUAUACAAUGCAUCUCUGUACUUCAGCUCUACUGUUCACAAGCAGUACAGAGACAAAUAUGGUCAGAAAGAGAUGAUACCAGUGGCAGCAAAUGAUGUUGCUUUCUCAAUCCAUGCUGUUCUGUUGACAGCAAUUUCCUUGUUCCAGAUUGCAAUCUAUGAUCGGGGAAGUCAGAAAAUCUCUAAAAUCGCAUAUGGAAUUCUCCUUGUUACAUGGACCACUGCUGCAGUGUGUUUCUUUGUAGCAUUGCACAAUCAUCACUGGCUCUGGCUAAUCUCAAUCUUCUCUGGCAUUCAAGUUUGUAUGACGAUUAUAAAAUAUAUUCCCCAGGCAGUGAUGAACUUCAUGAGAAAAAGUACAGAAGGCUGGAGCAUUGUUAACAUUCUACUGGACUUUUCUGGCUCCAUAGCUAACUAUGCACAAAUGUCUAUGCAAUCAAUAGAUCAACAUUCUUGGGUGAACUUCUAUGGAAAUAUAGGGAAACUACUGCUAUCCUUGGUGUCUGUAUUCUUUGACAUCAUCUUCAUGUGCCAACAUUAUCUGCUAUAUCCAGUAAAGAAACGCAAAUUAGAGGCAUCCCCUGCACAUGAUAAUGCCAAGUCCUCGGAUACAUUGUUUGAAAGUGUCUAA
Molecule: messenger RNA, 810 nt
Organism: Sphenostylis stenocarpa
Lineage: Eukaryota; Viridiplantae; Streptophyta; Magnoliopsida; Fabales; Fabaceae
Source: the annotation of a GenBank genome assembly